Molecule: messenger RNA, 3080 nt
Organism: Gracilinanus agilis (Agile Gracile Mouse Opossum)
Lineage: Eukaryota; Metazoa; Chordata; Mammalia; Didelphimorphia; Didelphidae
Gene: ORC2
Product: origin recognition complex subunit 2
Exons: 17
Coding region: 91-1629 (512 amino acids)
Biological process (GO): DNA replication
Cellular component (GO): nucleus; nuclear origin of replication recognition complex
Molecular function (GO): DNA replication origin binding
Source: RefSeq, a predicted model, not a curated record
UUCGACUGACGUGCCGGCGCAGUUAAGCCGCUAUUAGCGUUGCCUCUCACCACUUUCUUCAGCCGCGGACCGUUAGUCGGGUUGAUAGUGAUGAGCCAUUUAAAGCAACAAAAAGUCAAGAUGUUGGAAGUUCAAUUUGUAGGGGAUGAUGAUGUUCUUAAUCACAUUCUUGAUAAAGAAGAAGGGGCUAAAUUUCGAAAAGAUCGUGCUCAACUUUUAGUCAAUGUGAAGAAACUAAUGAAGAAGCAGGAAAAUGACCAAGAUGAAGAUGACCAGGAUGAUUUAAAAGAUGAGAACUAUGUUGAUAUUCUAGGAGCAGACUCCCAAGAAUACUUGAAAAAUGGCUGUGUUGCAAGUGGUGGCAAAGUUUAUUCUUUUCAGACUAGAAAAAAACCUGAAAAGAUGGCAGAACUGGCUUAUGAAAUAGCAAAAACAUCAGGGAAAAGUGUUUCACUGAUAUGUAAGAAUACUGAAAAGAUGGCAAGCACUCCACAAAGUAGCAAGAAGCAAUCCACUUCAGACAAAGACCAAUUGAAGAGUGAUGAGAAAAGUGAAUUUCUGUCAACACCUUACAGACUAAGGAAACGACUGACAGCAGCUCAAACUGACUUAGUAGAAGAGUAUUUUGAAGCUCACAGCAGUUCAAAAGUUUUAACAUCAGAUAGAACAUUGCAGAAACUUAAGAGAACUAAACUGGAUCAGCAAACUUUGCACAACCUGUUGAGCAAGUUUUCUCCUCCUUUUUCUGCUGAGCUAAAACAAUUAAAUGAACAAUAUGAACAGCUGUUUCACAAGUGGAUGUUGCAAUUACACCUAGGGUUCAACAUUGUGCUUUAUGGACUGGGCUCUAAGAAAGAAUUACUAGAGAAAUUUCGUGCCUCCAUGCUGCAAGACUCAGUUCAUGUUGUCAUCAAUGGGUUUUUCCCUGGUAUUACUGUAAAAUCAAUUCUGAAUUCUAUAACAGAAGAAAUCCUUGAGCAUAUGGGAACUUUUCGAAGUGUAUUAGAUCAGCUGGACUGGAUAAUCAACAGAUUUAAAGAUGAUUCUUCUUUGGAACUUUUCCUCCUUAUCCAUAAUUUGGAUAGCCAAAUGUUGAGAGGAGACAAAAGCCAGCAAAUUCUUGGACAACUAUCAUCUCUACCUAAGAUUUACCUCAUUGCUUCUAUUGAUCACAUCAAUGCUCCCCUCAUGUGGGAUCAUUCAAAACAGAGCCUUUAUAACUGGUUGUGGUAUGAAACAACUACAUAUAGGCCUUAUACUGAAGAGACCUCCUAUGAGAACUCUCUACUUGUCCAGCAGUGUGGAACACUAGCUCUUAGCUCCCUUACACAUGUUUUCCGAAGUCUUACUCCAAAUGCAAGGGGGAUUUUCAGGCUCCUAAUAAAGUAUCAGCUAGAGAAUGAAGAAAACCCAUCUUAUAUAGGGCUUUCCUUUCAAGAUUUCUACCAGCAGUGUCGAGAAGCGUUUCUGGUUAAUAGUGAUCUGACCCUUCGGGCACAACUAACUGAAUUCAGGGAUCAUAAGCUUCUGAGAACGAAAAAGGGAACAGAUGGAGUAGAGUAUUUGUUGAUUCCUAUUGACACUGGGACCUUAACUGAUUUCUUGGAGAAAGAGGACAAAGAGGCUUGAAGAUUUCCUUUGAACCUGAAUCUCCUGUGGCAUCUAAGGGCUGCUAUAGAGGGACCUGUGCUCCACUUGCUGCCUCUAUAACCAAAAGCAUAUGUUUACUUACCAGCAGUAGAUUAUUUUUCCAGCACGCAAGAUUUUAAAACUCAACAAAAUGUCAUCAAAUUUAAUUCUUUUGACUGCUCUGAAUAGUCUAUUUAAGUAAUGCCAUCUCAAAUACUAUGCCUAUACCCUCAAACUGGAGAAAAUGUGCCUUUCUUUGAUUACCUCUCUCUGGAGAGUCUUGGCUGGAUAGAGCAGUUUGCUCAGGGACUAUUCGAAACUGAAGGUUUUGGAUUUCAUUUUAUACUAGGGAAGGUGAUAUCCUUAAUUUUCUGAGGGCCCUUUUAAACAGUCCCCAAACUGACCAAUUGCAAGCAUGCGGGUUCCAGAGUAUGAACUACUGAGGUAUGAGCAUUCACUAAAUUUGUUUGUGUGCAGGUCUGUAUCUUUGAGCUGAUGUGCAAUGAGAGUUUUAAAAGUGGUUUUUAUUGUUGUUUUUGCUGUUGUUGUUUUAAAGCAGCAAACACCAAGAAUUGGUGCUUUUGGGGAAGGAUUAGAAAAUGUUUCUUUUCCCCCUUUUACAUUUAUACUAGAUGAGAGAGAGGUGGGGAGGGGGGACACAUUAUUUAUUGGUAGGGGGAGAAACAAAUGUGAAAGAUGGGUGGAUUACAAUAGUGUCCACCUUACCGAGGGGCACACUAACAACAGAGCGUAACCUAAAACAAUGGUUCUUGGGUCUGAGGUAUCUGCUAUCUUGACACAAAUGGGAGGCCAGAUUAGAACAGGAACUGAACUCUUUGAUUAGAUUUUAGUAAUUGACUUCAAUGGUAAAUAAAAAAUUUCAGUAUUCCUGUAUUUUGACUUUUUUUUAAACUAUGUUUCAUUAAUUUCAUAACAUACAGGUAUGUUAAAGAUAAGUGGUUUUAAACUUUUAUUUCCAUUAAUGAAAGUGGAUGUCUUUUUUAACAGUAAAUGAAAUAAAACAUAAAACAAAUACCUUAUGGAUGUUUAGUGGAGCUUUUGUUCUUAGGUUUGAAAGAAAGGAAAAAGGAAGAAUCUCACAUACCUGCUUUAUGGAAAACUAGAGCUACAGAGGCCUUGUCCUUCUGUCUCUUUUAGAACUUCAAGAUCUAUUUUGUCUUUUUUGUGAUUUACCAGUAUAUUCAAGUAGCCCUUCAGUGUCACAACUUGAUCCUGUGGAAGACACUCAGUAGCUUACUGGCAGAUAUUUAAAGUAGUUGCGUUGACUACCCUGAAAAUAAAUGACUGCUGAGAGUUUUGCCAUGAUUUUUUUAAUUGGGCUGUCUCCAAGGGGUGUGAUAGGUCCAAACACUGAAGGACACUUUCAGUAACCACUUUUAUACUGAUACUGAUGAAAUAUAGCUAAGAUGAAAAGGAGCUUUGAUGGAGGA